Haliaeetus leucocephalus (bald eagle) is the source of this 340-nucleotide messenger RNA. RefSeq names its product glutamate receptor ionotropic, kainate 5-like. Gene Ontology annotation, cellular component: postsynaptic membrane; plasma membrane; kainate selective glutamate receptor complex. Gene Ontology annotation, molecular function: transmitter-gated monoatomic ion channel activity involved in regulation of postsynaptic membrane potential; kainate selective glutamate receptor activity. The annotation marks the transcript as partial. Gene Ontology annotation, biological process: modulation of chemical synaptic transmission; synaptic transmission, glutamatergic. Lineage: Eukaryota; Metazoa; Chordata; Aves; Accipitriformes; Accipitridae. The transcript has 2 exons. The record is from RefSeq and is a predicted model, not a curated record.
GCUGAGCCCCUACGAGUGGUACAACCCCCACCCCUGCCUGCGGGAGCGGCACAACCUCCUGGAGAACCAGUACACCUUGGGCAACAGCCUCUGGUUCCCCGUGGGGGGCUUCAUGCAGCAGGGCUCCGAGAUCAUGCCCCGCGCCCUCUCCACCCGCUGCGUCAGCGGGGUCUGGUGGGCCUUCACCCUCAUCAUCAUCUCCUCCUACACGGCCAACCUGGCGGCCUUCCUCACCGUGCAGCGGAUGGAGGUGCCCAUCGAGUCGGCCGAUGACUUGGCUGACCAGACCAACAUUGAGUACGGCACCAUCCACGCCGGCUCCACCAUGACCUUCUUCCAG